AUGAAUAAUAUUUAUUUAAAUAAUUAUCAACCGAAUCAAAUUCAACAAAGACUACAACAACAACAACAAAUUCCACAAGAAUAUAGACUAAUUAAUUUUAUCAAUAAUUCUGGUGUAGAAAUCUAUUGUGAUGCACCUUCAUUCUCUGAUGAAUUUAAUAUUAACAAUUUAUUAAACCCUGGUGGAAAUGGAUUUUUGGCGGCUUCCUUUAUUAAGCCACCAAUUGAUAUAACAAUUUCUUUCCCGUAUGCUAUUGAUUUGGAUAGGAUUGGUAUAUUGUGUAAGGUUGGGACAUGUGUUUCACAAUCGAUUUCAUUCUAUAUGUCUGAAUAUUCAAUGAAUGAAUUAACAACGAUUAGUAAUAAAAUUGGUAAAAAUAAUGUAAGAGCAUUAUCACAAUCAUCUGGUAGUCAACAACAUAAUCAAUACCAAAACCAACCACCAAUGCAAUUUCAACAAAAUAUACAACAACAACAACAACAACAACAACAACAACAACAACUUUUGUCACAAUCAUUACCAUCAUUUCACCAACAACCAUCCACAACAUCAUUAUUAGGUGUUAAUAAUCAUCAUGCAGAUUUAUCAGUAAUUGAAAGAUAUCCAACCAAAAUGAAUCAUCAAAACCUUGGUGUUGGUAAUAUUGGUGGUGUUGGUUUUGGAAAACAAAAUCCAUUAGUUAAUCCAUCUUUUUCAAACUCUACUUCCUCUUCUUCCUCUUCCCCUUUCUCAACUUCCCCGUCAAGAGUAAUGUUAACACAAUCAUUAGGCAAUACUAUUAAUAAUAUUAAUAAUAAUAAUAAUAAUAAUAAUAAUAAUAAUAAUAAUAAUAAUAAUAAUAAUCAAACAAAUGUUACAAAUUUUAAUAAUCAAAUUGAUCAACAAAGUAAAAUUAUUCAACAAAAAUAUAUACAUGAACAAUUUAAAUUCAUUGGAUCACUACAUGAUUUACAUAUACAAGAUAACUAUUAUAAAUAUAUUUGUGGUAAAAAUAGUAAUAAUAAUAAUAAUAAUAAUAAUAUUCCAAUAGAGAUUACAAAUAAAAUUAUUGAUCCGAAUAAUCAAAUUAAAACAUUUAAUUCAAAUAUACAUUUAUUGAGUAGAGUGAAAAGUAUUAGAAUUAGGGUAACCAGUGUAUCAAAGUCAAGUUGUGCUGCUUUGGGUGCAAUUGAAUUAUGGGGCCAACCUUCAUUUUCAACAAAUAGAGAUUUAAUUCAAUUCAUUUAUAAUGAUAAUUUAAAUAAUAUAAAGAAUGGCUUCAAAUUAACACCUGAACAAUUUGGACACUAUUUCAAUAAUGGUGAACAAACAUCAUCCCUUUUGUUAAAUCAAUAUUUAGAGACACAAAGACAACAACUACCACAUACACAACAUGAUCAUUCAUCAAAUAGUAGUAGUAGUAUGUCAAUUAAUAGUGGCUAUAGUAAUGGUGGUGGUGGUGGUGGUGGUGGUGGUUUAUUUAGUAGUAAUAAUGUUGAUUGGUUAAAUAAUAAUAAUAGUAAUAGUAGCAAUAGUAAAAAUAAUAUGCAAAUAUCAAAUAAAAACUCAUUCAAUUUACUAAUACCAUCACAUAUGAUUUCAAAAGAUGAAAUGUUUGUCGACCAAAAUAUGAUGUCAGAUGAUUAUGAAGAAGAGGAUGACAUUGGCAGUGGUGGUGGUGGUGGUGGUGGUGGUGAAUUCUUCACGGAUGAAGAUGAUGAAGAUUUUAAAAGAAAUAAUCCAGAGAUUGUUUUCAAUGAGGCUGGUAUACCUACAACGUUUUUAGAUCCAAUCACUUUGAAAAUGAUGAGUGAUCCUGUAACACUACCAAGUGGAUAUAUCGUUGAUAGAUCAACCAUUCAAAAACAUUUUAGAAACCAAUAUUUCACUGAUCCAUACAGCGGCAAACCUAUAACACCCUCUGAUAUUCAAACCAAUCAUUUACUAUGUGCUAAAAUUAAACAAUUUAAAGAUCAUGGUAAAAGAAAAAGAGUUUUAAAAUCAAAUUCUUCAAUAUUUAAAAAACAAUUGGAAUUGGAUAUGUUACCUCAAAUUCCAAAAUUUAAUAAUAAUAAUAAUAAUAAUAAUAAUAAUAAUAAUAAUAAUAACAAUGAUAAUUUUAAAUUAAAUAGUAAUAAUACUCUUAUAAAUAAUAAUAAUAAUUUUAAUAAUACAGUAACAAUGGCAUCAUCAAGUUUCAAUGUAUAUAAUAAAAGUAAUAAUAGUUUAAAUAGUAGUGGAUUCUUAUUUGUAAAUAGUAAAGAGAAUCCAAUUACUUUAGAUGAAAAUGAUGGUGAAAUGUCAAUAACCGCAUCAAAUUCUAAACCUUCUUUACUCAAAAUUGUAUCACAGGACUCAUUUAUUGAACUACCUGUUAAAAAGCAUAGGAGAUAA
Molecule: messenger RNA, 2373 nt
Organism: Dictyostelium discoideum AX4
Lineage: Eukaryota; Evosea; Eumycetozoa; Dictyosteliales; Dictyosteliaceae
Product: RING zinc finger-containing protein
Exons: 2
Coding region: 1-2373 (790 amino acids)
Biological process (GO): protein ubiquitination
Cellular component (GO): ubiquitin ligase complex; cytoplasm
Molecular function (GO): ubiquitin protein ligase activity; ubiquitin-protein transferase activity
Source: RefSeq, a predicted model, not a curated record